Molecule: messenger RNA, 2224 nt
Organism: Osmerus eperlanus (European smelt)
Lineage: Eukaryota; Metazoa; Chordata; Actinopteri; Osmeriformes; Osmeridae
Gene: cirsr
Product: corepressor interacting with RBPJ, CIR1
Exons: 10
Coding region: 117-1637 (506 amino acids)
Biological process (GO): negative regulation of DNA-templated transcription
Cellular component (GO): nucleus
Molecular function (GO): transcription corepressor activity
Source: RefSeq, a predicted model, not a curated record
UAGCUUGAAGCUCACGUUGUUUAUGUUUAUAAAGCUAGCUGUGUGCAGCAUCAUCUCAGAAGCUACAACAUUCAACGAAUUAGUUUGAGAAUUGCGAAUCCUGUAAUCCGUCAACCAUGGGGAAAUCAUUUGCCAAUUUUAUGUGCAAGAAGGAUUUCCAUCCUGCAUCAAAGUCAAAUAUAAAAAAAGUAUGGAUAGCGGAACAAAAAUUAACCUUCGACAAGAAAAAGCAGGAAGACCUCAUGCAGGCUUACCUCAAGGAACAAGACACGUACAACAACAGAUUAUUGAUGGGUGACGACCGUGUGAAAAAUGGUCUCAAUUUCAUGUACGAGGCUCCGCCAGGAGCGUCGAAAGAGGAGACCAAGGAGGACGGGGAGUCGGAGUAUAAGUUUGAGUGGCAGAAAGGGGCUCCUCGUGAAAAGUAUGCAAAGGAUGACAUGAACAUCAGAGAUCAGCCGUUUGGGAUUCAGGUUCGCAAUGUGAGGUGCAUCAAGUGUCACAAGUGGGGCCAUGUGAACACAGACAGAGAGUGCCCUCUCUUCGGCCUGUCCGGCAUCAAUGCUAGCUCAGUGGCCACAGAAGAAGCGGCAGGUCCGUCAAUGCACCCCUCGGAGUUAAUGGCGGAGAUGCGAAACAGUGGGUUUGCCCUGAAACAAUGUGUCCUUGGGAGAAAUUCUACUGUUUGUGAUCCGUCGCAGGAGUAUGUGGCCAGUGAGGAGGACGAGGAUCCUGAGGUGGAGUUCCUCAAGUCAUUGACCACCAAGCAGAAACAAAAGCUUCUCAGGAAACUUGACCGUUUGGAGAAGAAGGAGAAGAAGGAGAAAAAGAGCAAGAAGCAGAAGAAGAAGAAGAAAAGCAAAGGAAAGCAGAAGAAGAGACGGGACAGCAGCGACUCCUCCAGCGACUCCUCCAGCGACGACUCCGACAGCAGCAGCCAUGACGACGCGUCUCCGAGCCGGGAGAGGAAGAGCGGGAGAAGGGACUCCGGUCAGACGCCCGUCCAGCUGAAGAGCCAGGCCGGGGGCUCGGCUCCCAGGAGCCCAUCACGGAGCCCUCAGCCCGGACAGAAGCUCAACGAGACGGCCGCGGCUCCCAGGGAGACCGUCCAGCCCAGCCCAGACAGACGCAGACAAGGCAGCAGGGAGCGGGAGAGGCAACGGGGGCAGAGUAAUGGGAGGGCGGAGAGAGGGAGAGGGGAGCGAGGCAGUAACCAGGACUCCGGCGAGGGCAAGGGAAGAGCCAGGAAGGAGAGGAGCAGAAGUGGGAGCAAAGAUCGAGCGAAAGGCGGAACGGAUGAGAACAGGAGGAGCAGGGAAAGGGGGAGAGGAACAGGAGGGAACAGGAGGAGCAGGAGCAGAGAUGGAGUUAAGGACAGAGCAGUAAACGAGAGAAGAAGUAGAGAAAGGGGGAGGGUAAGGGGAGCAAAAAGGAGUUUGAGCCGUAGCAGAGGUGGAGGCCGGGAAACGUGCGGCAAGCGGAGAAGUAGGAGCAGAGACGGAGCCAAGGGUCGAGGGAGGAACCAGAGGAGCGGAAGUAGAGAAAGAGGGAGGAACCAGAGGAGCGCAAGUAGAGAAAAAGGGAGAGAGCGACGAUCAGGAAGUGGGAGCAGAGAAAGGGCAGAGAGAAAGAACUGAGGUUGUGUUUUUAUUUUCCUGAAAGACACAUUUGUAUUUGGACUCAAACUGUGAUGGAUGUGAUGUGUGUGUGUGUGUGUAUAGGCUGCUGUCUCAAGGUACAGCUAGUUAGGUUAGGAUUAGGAUUGACUUCAUUUAUACAACCCAUUGCGAGUCCAGAUUUGGACAAAUGUCAUACAGUAUUGUAUCCAACAGAGGGCAGCAAUAGACCUGAUAAAACUUCAAUUAAAUGUUUUCAGAUUAUUGUACGAAACUUUAAGUGCAUCGGAUAGGCAUAUUACUUUAAAAUCAAACUUGUUUGGGGAAAAAUUGUACAGUAUAAUAUUAUACUUCUAUUACAACAUUUUAUUUCAAUCAAAUGUUUUGGGGUUGAAUUGCCAUGUUUCCACAAUACUUGUGAUAAACUGCUACCAUUUAGUGGUACAGUUUAUCAGGCUACUAAAAAGUAUGGCAACAAGUUGUCAACCGUGACAAUAUAGGCCAUGGACCCUAUAGCAUGCUAUACACAAAUUGGUUUUAAACAUAUUAAAGUCUUGGGUUCAUGGCAUGUAAAGAUUGUUGAAUAAAGACAAUGCCGUUCGAAUUAA